AUAUCACUGUCAAUGUCGGAGAAAUAUUCCACAACAACGCUGAUCAAUCCGAUCAACAACAAAUCAUGCCUACUCGAUCCUGACCUGGAGACUGUUCUCAGCCAGUCACGUGAUUACAAUGAGUUGUUGUGGGCGUGGCUUGGCUGGCACAACAACGCUGGUCGUGCGGUGAGGGAGGAGUUCAGUGAGAUGGUCCAGCUGCUCAACAAGUGUGCCCAAGAAAAUGGUUAUAAGGAUGCGGGCGAAGUAUGGAAAGUGGCCGACUACGACGAUCCUUCCAUUGAAUCGAGCAUGGACGCGCUGAUGACGCAAAUGAUGCCACUCUACCGCAAGAUACAUGCCUUCGUCAGAAAGAGGUUGUACGACUUCUACGUCAGAACCAACAACUCCAACGGGAAGUUCACCGCUGGUAUCCAAGGGGACAUUACCAAAUUUGAACCGGAUGGAUACAUUCCAGCCCACGUACUAGGUAACAUGUUUUCUCAACAGUGGAGUAAUAUUUUCGACCUCGUCCUUCCAUUUCCCGGUGCUCCUCCCCCUAUCAACGUCACUUCCGUCAUGAAGAAGAAAAACUUCACCGUUCAUAAGAUGUUCAAAGUUGCAGAGGAGUUCUUCACUUCAAUGGGCUUCCAACCGAUGACUGCCAUUUUCUGGAAGGAGUCUGUGGUGCAGAGGCCAGCCGACCCGAACGUCAAGAUGGUCUGCCAUGCCUCCGCCUUCGAUAUGGUCCGCAAGGAUGAUUAUCGCAUAAAGAUGUGCACGAAAGUAGAGGUGGCUGACUUGCUGACCAUCCACCACGAGAUGGGCCACGUGGAAUACUACAUGGAGUACAGACACCUACCCAUCAUAUUCGCCAAUGGCGGGAAUGCAGCCUUCCACGAAGCUGUUGGCGACACGAUCGGUCUGUCGAUGAUGACCACCAAACACUUGAGAAGCGUCGGUCUCUACAUCGACGACGCUGCAAAGUUGAAGCAGCAAUUACAAAAAUAUGAAACUAACACCCAAGAAGACGAAGAUGAAGUUAAUUUUGUUGAAGGUGAAGAUGAUGGUUAUGAGAGUACGUACCCCAAUCUGCCUGAUGGUGAAGAAGGUGAUCUUGCUGAAGAUGUGCGAUAUACAGCGACAGAUAUUAAUGAUCUGAUGAGGAUGGCCCUGGAGAAGAUAGUUUUUCUACCGUACGCCUACACACUUGAAAAAUGGAGAUUCAGAGUUUUUAGAGGGGAGGUCACACCUGGCCAGUACAAUGAUGAUUGGUGGAAGUUGAGACGAAAAUACCAGGGCGUUGAUGCACCGCUAGUUAGGGGGGCCACAGAUUUCGACCCUGGUGCCAAGUACCACGUGGCUGCCAACAUUCCCUAUAACCGGUACUUUUUCAGUUUCAUCGGGCAGUUCCAGUUUUACGAAUCCUUGUGUAGGGAGGCCAGGGAACUUGGUCCUUUGCACAAAUGUGACUUCUAUAGAUCCAGAAGGGCAGGACGUAAGCUAAGACGCAUGCUGAAAAAAGGAAACAGUGUGCCAUGGAGAGCGUUGAUGCGCGAGUUGACGGGACAGUCUGACUUCAAGACCUCAUCCAUCCUCAAAUAUUUCAAGCCUCUCAGUGAUUGGCUGGAUGAAAAUAUCAAGGACGUUCCUAUUGGCUGGCCGUCUGAUGAUGAAUAAUCGUGUGGAAACAUAAUGGCAGUUAGUGACAACAAUGACAUGAAAAGGUUAAUUAGGAUUAAAAUGAAGUGGAAGAAGAAAAAGAAGAAAAAA
Helobdella robusta is the source of this 1752-nucleotide messenger RNA. RefSeq lists its product as hypothetical. Gene Ontology annotation, molecular function: peptidyl-dipeptidase activity; metallopeptidase activity. Bases 13 to 1659 code for a protein of 548 amino acids. Gene Ontology annotation, cellular component: plasma membrane. Gene Ontology annotation, biological process: proteolysis. The record is from RefSeq and is a predicted model, not a curated record. The transcript has 9 exons. NCBI's taxonomy places the organism in Eukaryota, Metazoa, Annelida, Clitellata, Rhynchobdellida, Glossiphoniidae.